Molecule: messenger RNA, 2323 nt
Organism: Tachysurus vachellii
Lineage: Eukaryota; Metazoa; Chordata; Actinopteri; Siluriformes; Bagridae
Gene: gpr141
Product: probable G-protein coupled receptor 141
Exons: 2
Coding region: 508-1452 (314 amino acids)
Cellular component (GO): membrane
Molecular function (GO): oxysterol binding; G protein-coupled receptor activity
Source: RefSeq, a predicted model, not a curated record
UUCGUUCUGUGUGUUCUUGCGAAAAGUCUCUCAGUAACACCACCACAAGCUUUUAAGGAUCAAAUAGGAUGAACUUUUAAUCUUCUUACAGUUCUAAUCAUCAGUGCAGGAUUUUCAUUUGAACUCAUAGUGUUUGAGGGUUUUUUUCUUUUUCGAAUUAAUUUGAAUUUCAUUAUUAUCUCAGACCACACUUCUACUUCCUUCCUCUGUCUGAGGCUACUCAAAAGAUUUUCCAACUACACAGAUUGUCUUGCACGUCUUCUGCUUUUACUGAACCAACCAGACAUAUCUAGAUAUUGAAAUUUGUAACCUGUUUUGAGUGAUUAAAAUAGGAAGAACCGAAAGAAAUAGCCUACGUCCUGCUGUUUGAGGAAACUGCUCAGAGGUGUUACAUGUGCAAUAAGUGCAAAUAACAAAGCAGCUAAUUUUGCAAGACACUCCCACCUUUUUUUUUUUCUCUCACAUGCCCUCGGUUGAGUUUACAGACAAAAGUGCAUCUAUUUGUAGAUGAAGAGACCGAGACACCAGCUCUUUGCUCUACUUCCUCUAGCACUCUCUAUCCACUCCAGCUUCUGCUUUAUCGGAACCAUGAAUUUAACUGCAAAAGAAAACUUCAAUAGUACCAUGAGCUCUGCCCACCGAUUCACCCUGAUCUUCAUCUACAGCACGGUGCUCACAGUAGGAAGCAUCGGCGUGACUCUAAUGAUCGGUGUGCUAAAAUCGAACCUGCGCUCGUGGACCACCGUCACCUUUUUCAACUUGAUCUUGGUCCACGUCUUCUUCUUGCUCACCAUCCCUUUCCGCAUCUACUACUAUGUGGCUCAAUCCUGGGAUCUGCAUAUGUUUUUCUGUAAAGUGGUCAGCAGCAUGAUCCACAUUCACAUGCACGUGGUCUUCGUCAUCUACGUCAUCAUCCUCACCGUUAACUUUGCGUAUUACUUUAAAAAAGUAGAGCAGAUCGAGUUCUAUCGGAGUCUCCAUGCUGUGGCGUUCAGCGUCGCCAUAUGGUCCGUGGUACUAAUCAUCGGCCCUGUGACCUUGUAUCAUUACGGGGCGCACGUCAACGAAACCGACCACAAAUGCUUCAACUUUGGGGAAGAGCUCAAAAAAGAAUCGGUGUUGGCAUGCAACAUUUUUUUGUCGGUUUGUACAAUAAUUGUGUCGUGCAUCAUUAGCUGUGUGCUUGCAUCCGUUCUGUACAUCAUGAUCAAAAAGCACGGUGCGGCCGCAUGGGCUCACCAGGAGUUCUGGGCUCAGAUGAAGAACGUCAGCCUCGUGCUGAUCAUCCUCUUCUGCCUGGCACCAUAUCACCUGUAUCGGCUGUACUACCUGACCAAACAUUCAGACCUACAGCAAGAUAACGAGGUGUUCCUGGCCUUCACGGCGAUUACCUGCUUCGACAUGAUGUUUGUUUUUGCCGGGAAGGGAAUAUGCCAUAGGUGUGGAGGUUAACUGCAGAAAACGCUGCUCUCUGGAAUCCACUUUCAGUGUCAGAGUUCAACGUUCGAGCUUCACUUCUCAUAACUAACCGAGCAUCGUCGAUAAAAAGUGGUUACGACUGUUACAUCUUACCUGACGAAUGCUUUAUGGACAGAUAAAAACAGUAUACUCAAAAACUCUGUCAAUUCCCUUUACCUCAGGUAUUUUAGAAAGAUUAAAAGGCAUCUAGCUUGCAGCUUAAUAAUUACCUGCUAGUUUUCUUGGAACAACCCUGUAAAGGUGUGAUGCGAUAUUUUAUAUUUAAUUCCUUAUUAGCACAAGUAUUAAUAUGAAGAACACGAUAACUACAUAUGUAUUAUUCGGGCUGAGGAAACACAUUUGUGUUGGCAUGCGUUUCUGUAUUUACGUCAAACUCCUGUUAGUCUGUUAGUCUUACAGACAAACAAAAUUGUGCUCAUUUGAUUCUCAUUGGGCUGGACGAUGAUAAUAAAUUGAACUUGAUAAAAGAGUUAUAAAAAAAAUGAAUCAGAAGAUCCUGCCUUCUUUAUUUAAAAAAUAUAAAUAUUAUCGUAUGUUCUAAUGGAAACUGACUAAUGGUUUCCAUCAAACAUCAGAAUCUUAUCGAUCCUUAUGGAUUUUUUCUCUCUAUAAUUACAGAUCCAGGAUAUAUUCACUGUGCACUACGCCACAUUGUUCUAGAUUAAAUUAAUGGAAUAAUUACGGUACCACAAGGCCAUUAGUCUCCUGUAGGACCUCUGAAUCUCAACACAAACUGUUCAACACCCAAUGUAUAUAUGAGAAAUAGUUAAGUGUUUUUUUUAAUAUCAUAGUGUUUGUAUUAGAUACAUUUGUUUAGUGAAAAAAAUAAAUCUAAUGGAGUUUA